AUGAUGACAAGCAAGUUUAAAGCGAACUAUUCCAGCAACGCAGAGGCUAAUCCCAAGAGUGGUUUUGAGACAGUAGUUCUUGCAAACUGCAUCCUCAAUGCACCUUUGAUGUUACUAUCAAUCAUUGGUAACGCUCUUCUGUUAGUCGCCAUAAUGAGGACGCCAUCAAUUCGUUCACCGUCUGUCAUUUUUCUCUGCAAUUUGGCUGUUUCAGAUCUUCUUGUGGGAUUGGUGGUACAACCAGCUUAUAUAGCAGAACAAAUAGUGAGAACCGUCCCAGCACUACAAAAAGCAGUAGGAGCAAUGGGAUUUGUUGGGUGCGGUGUCUCUCUUUGCACGAUGACAGCCAUAACAGUGGAUCGUUUCUUAGCUCUCCACUAUCACCUGCAGUACCCAAAUUUAAUGACAACAAGCCGGGCAAUCUAUACAAUAAUAACUAUUUGGUGUAUUAUCACGUUGUUCUCUUUUUCAAUUCUUUGGUCGCUGAGUAUUUAUUAUUUUUUGCAACGUUUUGUAUCACAAUUUGCCUUUUAGUUUGCUUGGUUUGUUUCAUCAAGAUUUACCGAAUUGCACGUCGGCAUCAGUUGCAAAUUCACGUUCAACAACAAGUAGUGGAAAAUUCAACUGACACACAUAAACAGCAAAUACGACAAUCAACUAAGAGUGCAAAAAAUAUGUUUAUAUAUUUCCUAACAAUGAUUUUAUGUUACUCUCCAUUUUCAAUUGUUGUAAUUAUUUCAGGUUUUACUAGUUUAGAUCUACAAGUUAUACGGACUUUCCCAGUCACUGUAGCAUUCAUGAACUCUUCCAUCAAUCCAUUUUUGUAUUGUUGGCGUAUGACCGAGCUCAGAACGGCAGUUUUCAAAACAGCGAAGCUUUUUUCUUGUAGACAAACGAAUGAAAGAGUUCUAACCUAG
Messenger RNA from Pocillopora meandrina, 917 nucleotides. The record is from the annotation of a GenBank genome assembly. Lineage: Eukaryota; Metazoa; Cnidaria; Anthozoa; Scleractinia; Pocilloporidae.